Somion occarium is the source of this 1796-nucleotide messenger RNA. Lineage: Eukaryota; Fungi; Basidiomycota; Agaricomycetes; Polyporales; Cerrenaceae. The record is from the annotation of a GenBank genome assembly.
UUCAACAACCUUCACUAGCUGGCAGAUCUUCCAUUUGGACCCACAACAUAAUGUGGUUUUGAAUCGUUGCUCGCAUAGUCGGCUAUUGGUCGGCUGUACAAGAAGGUUGGGCAGCGCUAGAAUUUGAGUUGUAGACCAGUUGAAGAACAGCUUCGCAAAUUGAAAUUGAACCAUGGUAUGUAAGUAGGUAAAUCCGAACCUUGCGGCAUUCCUAGCCUAGAAGCACGGAAAAGUGGAAAGGGCGUAGUGAAAAGGAUCGAUCCGAGCAGAGUCAUCUUCUUCGCAGCGCUGGUUCUGACACGUCUAGGUAUUCAUAACACGCUUCCAUGCUUGCUCUACUGGCCGGCACAACAGGAUGCGUUACUUCCACUCUAUUAGUUUACACGGUAUUGUUUUGUUGAGCGGCAUAUGCCUUGUUCCUGGUGAAGAGUUCUGAAGCUUCCAGUUGUUUGGGACCCUCAAAUUGCCCUGUGUAGCUAUAUUUAAGAUCGUCCAUCUCCCAUGGGGACUGGUAUCUCCCAACAAGUGACGAGCCCAGAGGACUCUAAUGGCCGAAGAUCCUUUUACGUGUACCUCUCUGCCAAACCCCCUCGCCCCUGCAGCUUGGCUAUCUCCCAACCUCGCUCCUCAAUAUGAGGUGGCAAAGAGCCUUCUUGCGGCUACCCUCGGAGCAUGGAUAUGGGAUGUGCUGACGGCUGUCAGUGACGACGUCCGAAUGUUAAGGAAGAGCAUGAUCACAUUACCCAAUGCCGUCUAUGUUCUGUCUCGCAUUUUAACUGGCGCUGUCGUUGUGGCGGCCUUAUUAUUCGAAAGUCGUAGUGACUCCCCAAUCAUGUCCCGUGAUCUUUGGGAUUCUCACUUGGAUCGCGGGAUGCGCCAUGCCUUGCAAUGCCCUGCUCUUCUUCUUCCGAGUGAGGGGCGUCUUUUUGCGCUCGCGCUGGAUACGUACCGGUUUUCUCAUCCUCUGGCUCUCAACUUUCUCCUCCUUGGGGAGUCAUUCGGAUUUCAAUCAGAUCACAUCGGCCCAACCCGAUAUUGCAUCGUUUCCAAUGUCACCAAAUUCAGUUCUAUAGGUUUCAUCUCUGUGGCGAUAUUCGAUACCUCCGUGUUUGUCGCUAUAUCCAUCCACAUGAUUUCAUUCAGCAUGGAGACUACGUGGCGAGGACGCCUGAAACUAUUUCUGAGCGGACAUGGUAUGGGACAUGUUUCGAGAGCCCUGCUGCAAACUGGGCAAAUGUAUUACUUGGUUACCGUAUGGGUGAAUGUCGUAGUAUUGAUAACCCUUCUGAUGUCUUUGAUUUCUCCAACGUUCCAAGGAAUGCUAACCAUACCCAACAUCGCCUUACAAAAUGCAAUGGCGUGUAGGGUAUUCCGGCUCUUGAAACUUGGUUUAAUUCGAGAGGAUGCUUCCAUCGUCACACCCAGUAUGGGAAGUCUCGCCUUUCGCUCAACCAGACGCCCUCAUGCGACAUUUGCGACUACGCAAGAAAGUACGCUGGGAGCUAUUGGAGAGGAAACUGAGGACAUAGCGCUGGCCGUGCUACGGACGAAGCAAGACUCUGAGUCCAACACGUCGCCACAGGACUCUACUCCAAACACGAUCGUUCAGGAGUUAGAGACGACUGUGGAUGCUGAGGACAGGAAAAAAUCCUGUUAAUAUGGCGCAAUCAGUCGGCUGGGUGUAUCUGAGGUGAUUGUGUUCCUACAUUGACUUUGAUGUAACAAAUAUCAUUCUGGCAACAUUGAACUGCCUCGAUUGAUGACCUGCGGUCAGAUCGCUGGUUACAAGGAUUUCG